AUGCCCUCAAUACUUCGGACUGCCACCGCAGCAUUGCUGCUUGCUGCUUCAUCCCUCGCACUCGUGGCUCGCAGCCCUCAACACUUAGACCUCAGAGAGCUCGGACUACCGGAAAGGCGGGCGGAUCCAAGUUUGACCGGUUACCUCGGCGCCUUCUUCCUCGGUGAUGAGCCCGACGUCUACUUCUACCUCAGCAAUGGGAAUGACGCAAUCUCAUUUAAGGCGCUGAAUGGCGGCAAAGCAGUGCUUGUGCCCAGCGUAGGAACUGGCGGCGUACGAGAUCCGGCGAUAGUUACUGGCGGUGGGGCUGAGGCCGGCAAGAAGUGGUAUAUCGUUGGUACGGAUCUGGAUAUCGCCAAGACGACAUGGGACGCAUCGCAGAGGACUGGUUCACGGGGCAUAUUUGUGUGGGAGAGCACCGACCUGAUCAACUGGACGAACGAGAGGCUCGUCCAGGUCGAGGACAAGACUGCCGGCAUGGUAUGGGCCCCGGAGGCACUCUGGGAUGCCAACAAGGGCCAGUACUUGGUCCACUGGGCUUCUAAGUUUUAUGCGGCGUCCGACACAAGCCACACCGGCACGGCAUCCAACAUCAAGAUCCGCUUCGCCUACACCAGCGACUUCAAGACGUUCAGCACACCAGCAACCUACAUCGACUACGCACCCACAAACAUAAUCGACCUGGACAUCCUGCCAUACGGCAGCAGCGACAAGAACGCCUACCUCCGGUUCCUCAAGGACGAGACCCUAAAGAACGUCUUCGUGGAGUACUCGACGACGGGCCUGAAUGGGACCUGGGCGCGCCCCGGCGGUAGCGGCGCCUACAUCCGCUCGCAGACCGAGGGUCCCGCCUCCUACUGGGACAACAAGGUCGCCGGCCAGGUCAACCUGCUGGUCGACUACUACGGCGGCAACGGUUACCAGCCACUCGUCACGACGAAUCCAAGGAGCAACAGCGGCUGGUCCAACAGCAGCACGGCCAACUUCCCCAGCGGGCUAAGGCACGGCGCCGUGCUGCCUAUUACCGCGGCGCAGUAUAGUGCUCUAAGCGCUGCGAAGUGGUCGUAA
Molecule: messenger RNA, 1068 nt
Organism: Diaporthe amygdali
Lineage: Eukaryota; Fungi; Ascomycota; Sordariomycetes; Diaporthales; Diaporthaceae
Product: glycoside hydrolase family 43 protein
Exons: 3
Coding region: 1-1068 (355 amino acids)
Source: RefSeq, a predicted model, not a curated record